This is a messenger RNA of Arachis ipaensis, 2126 nucleotides long. RefSeq names its product phosphate transporter 4;3 (gene PHT4;3). Gene Ontology annotation, cellular component: plastid. Lineage: Eukaryota; Viridiplantae; Streptophyta; Magnoliopsida; Fabales; Fabaceae. Gene Ontology annotation, molecular function: phosphate transmembrane transporter activity. The record is from RefSeq and is a predicted model, not a curated record. Gene Ontology annotation, biological process: transmembrane transport.
CACAUUCAAGCUACACUCACAGUCACCAAGAACCAAGGUCAUUGCCGUAAUUUCGUAGUCAGCAUUCAACAAACCCGCCCCGUCAGAUAGUCAGUCACUGUCGGAACUCUUCUUCUUCCUCCUCCAGCGUCAUGUCCCUUUUCUCCGCCCCCGCUCUCGGAGGAGCAGCCGCCUUAAAAGCCAUUCCUUCGCCGCAAAAGAACCACCGUACCAGAACCUCCGAUCAGCUCUACCUCCUCUCUUCGCAAAUUCACUGGCUCAAUGCCUCCCCUUCUUCCCUUCGUCCUCUUCGCUCCGUUCAACAACGCCUUCGAGUUCGGGUUUCUUCAAAUGACGCUCACUUCAACUCCAUUCCCGACAAGAACGAACCGUACAACCAGAAACGACAGCAGCAGCAGCAGCAACAGCAACUGGAACCGAGUUUUACAGAGUUCAUCACUUCGGAGAGGGUGAAAGUGGUGGCGAUGCUUGCUCUCGCUCUUGCUCUGUGUAACGCCGAUCGCGUCGUCAUGUCAGUCGCCAUCGUGCCGUUGUCCCUCGCCAAUGGCUGGAGCCGCGCUUUUGCCGGUGUCGUUCAGUCGUCUUUUCUCUGGGGUUAUUUCGCUUCACCUAUAGCUGGAGGUAUGUUGGUUGAUCACUAUGGCGGCAAGGUGGUCAUGGCUUGGGGAGUGGCACUGUGGUCGCUGGCUACUUUUCUUACUCCCUUUGCUGCGGAGAACUCGCUUUUGGCACUGCUUGCUGUUCGUGCUUUGCUCGGCAUAGCUGAAGGAGUUGCUCUUCCUUCCAUGAAUAACAUGGUGGCCAGAUGGUUUCCUCAAACUGAACGCGCAAGGGCUGUUGGAAUUUCAAUGGCUGGGUUUCAGCUUGGAUGCGCAUUAGGGCUCUCACUGUCUCCAAUCCUUAUGUCACAAGGUGGUAUAUUUGGUCCAUUUGUGAUUUUUGGCUUGUCUGGGUUUCUUUGGGUCUUGGUAUGGUUAUCUGCAACGUCCAGCACUCCUGACCAAAGUCCUCAGAUAUCACAAUAUGAAUUGGAGUAUAUAUUGAAUAAAAGGCAAAAUUCUGUUGCCGUUGAGACAGCAAAAACCAAGAAAGUUAAAGUGAUCCCUCCUUUCAGGCGCUUGUUUUCUAAGAUGCCAACAUGGUCUCUAAUUGUUGCAAAUUCCAUGCAUAGCUGGGGGUUUUUUAUUGUUCUUUCUUGGAUGCCCAUAUACUUCAACUCGGUAUAUCAUGUGGAUCUCAGGCAUGCAGCAUGGUUCAGUGCUGUUCCAUGGGCUGUGAUGGCUAUCAUGAAUUACAUGUCUGGCUUGUUGUCCGAUAUGAUGAUACAAAGUGGCACAAGUGUCACUUUGACUCGUAAAAUUAUGCAGACCAUUGGUUUUGUUGGUCCUGGAGUUUGUCUCAUCGGGUUGGCAACAGCAAAGAAUCCCUCCGUUGGUGCUGCUUGGCUUACUGUAGCUUUUGGCCUGAAAUCUUUCAGUCACUCUGGCUUUCUUGUGAACCUUCAGGAGAUUGCACCAAAAUAUUCUGGCGUUUUACAUGGAAUUUCAAAUACGGCCGCAACAUUGGCUGCUAUAAUUGGAACAGUUGGAGCUGGCUAUUUUGUUGAGCUAGUUGGUUCCUUCCCAGGAUUUCUGUGGCUUACAUCACUACUGUAUUUUCUUUCUGCUCUUUUCUACUGCCUCUUCUCAACUGCAGAGAGAGUAAAUUUUGAUGAUCCUGCUUUCCAAGUCUCCUUGUAUUAAAUGCUGAUGAAAUUUAUGUCAAACCCUCGUGACAGUUAGCUGAAGAGUAUCAGAAACGGUAUGCUGCAUUGUACAGAACAAUCUCUUGUAGUAUAUGAAAAGGAAAUUAGAUGAAGAAUGGCAAAAAUGGUUACAUUGUGAAGUUGGUCUUUUCCUAUAAAACAGACUCUAACCUUCUUCAAUUACCUGGCGUAUAACCAUUGAUGUAUAAUUGUAUAGUUUGUUUUUGGCCACCCUUGAUGGUAUUGUUUUGGGUGCAUUUGGAGUUGUGGGUUGAUGUGGAAAGUAUGCUAAACAGGGUAUCCUUUUCUUUGCUUCUAAACAUCUUUCUAAUAAUAACUGACUGAAGGAUUUUUUUUUUUUAAAAAAAAAAUCUAAAACAUA